CGUGUCCGUGUGUAUUUGGCUCGUUCUUUUGUUGGUAUUGCUCACUGCCGUGAACCGAUGGAUAGAUGGAUAGAUAGAUAGAAAGAGAUCACACAUAGGGAGUUUUGGGUGGAUCGACCAUUUGUUUGUCCGGGAUCUGUUUCAUGGAAUUGUCGUGGGACUGAAAUGAAAUGAUUCACCCGCCUGCCUGCCUGCCUGCCUGACCGAUCGAUCCCCGAGAUGGUGGGGACCAGGCUCAGCCAGAUGCAGAUUCAGGGGAGUAAGUAAGUAAGUGAGUGAGGAGUACGGGUGAAGCGGAGGACGGCAGCAGACUGUGGAGCGAUGCGUGAGGUAGAUAACUCGGAUAGGAAAGAGAAGAGAAGCGAUGGCGAGGCAUAGAGAGGCUGAGAAAAGUGAUGAAGAUUUUCGAUUGGGAGAAAAAGAGUGACCGAGAGAGAAACGGAGGAUUCCAGCAGUGGAGAGGAGGCACGUACAGACAGCAGUGGGGAAUGUGUGUGACUGUGUGUGAGUAGGGUGAAUAGAGGGAGCAUUUGCGGGAGGGAGGAGAGAGAGGAGAGGUGCAGGGGCAGUAGGAAGGGGAGGAGAAAAUGCGUUGAUGUGAGGUUAGGUGGGGCCUGAUCCCGCAAGAUGCGUAACCGAGGGCAGCACUGAGAGAGAGAGAGAGAGAGAGAGAGAGAGAGAGAGAGAGAGAGAGAGAGAGAGAGAGAGAGAGAGAGAGAGAGAGAGAGAGAGAGAGAGAGAGAGAGAGAGAGAGAGAGAGAGAGAGAGUUGCGGGAGAAGGGAGCUGUUGCGGAGAGGGUUGAGGGGAUUGCUAUGUUGUCUGCCUGGAGAAUUUGGGAGGACAAUUCGAAUUAAGUUUCUUGAAAGAGAAUGCACGAGGGUAUCAAGAGAAUAUUUAAUUGGGAGCCGAGAGUUUUGCGAUGACGCACGCGUGCUACCUUCUGCGAUCUCUUAAUCCCCGAUAUCGCAGCCGCUUUUACAUCGGGUGUACGGUGGAUCCUCGACGUCGCCUGAGACAACACAAUGGAGAAUUGGCGCAAGGAGCACGGCUUACCAAAGAGAAGAGGCCAUGGGAGAUGGUCCUGUGUGUGUACGGCUUCUCGUCUCAUGUCGCCGCCCUUCAAUUCGAGUGGGCUUGGCAGCACCCGCUCAAGUCUCUUGCCGUUAGAGAAGCUGCUGGAGGAAUGCCAUCCUUGAAAGGCGUGCCUGGGAUGGUCAGACUUGUUUGCACGAUGGUGACGCUUCCAGAAUGGCAGAGCUUGAAUCUCACCAUACAGUUUAUAACGUCGACCUAUCUGCAGCACCGGCAGGGGGCCCCGGCGCUCCCUCCUCAGAUGCGGUUGUUUGUUGCUCCCAUGCAUGCGCUUCCUGGUAAAGACUCCGAUGAUGAAGGUGACGAAAUAAGUGGUUGUCCAGAUACGUUAUCUCAAAACGAGUUGCUGGAAGACGACUGUGACCUGAAUGUAGUUACUUCUCCUCUGACACGAGCUUUCACUUCAGGGCCUACAGACAAACCCGGUCAAAGCACGUCUUCUGAAAUCAGAAGGAGGUCACCAUCCUAUGACGAAAUACAGGGCAAGAAAAUUAGGAUUACGAAAGGAAGCCUAGAAACGAGUGUAGAAGAGUCGGAACCUCUGCAGAAGGAGAGUCACAGAGUGUAUUCACCUGUGAGCGAAACCGAACUUUUUGAUUGGAGGAAAUUCGAUGAUAGGCUCUGCGCUUCCAGACUGUGUCCAACUUUUGAUGACACAGACUGUGCCGUCAGUAGUCAGGGACCGCUGAGUGAUUUUGAAACUUUUUUGGAUGAAACUCAUAGGUCCUACUAUGUGGACCUAGAUGACCUUCAGGGACACUCUGGUUUGGACAGACUGGAACGAAGGGCUUCUAGAAAGACUGGGUUGGAAACGAGCAAAUUGCGUGAACCUGUAGACGGUUUAACAGACGAUAUUGGUUGUUUGACGACUGAGGACGACGCCCUUGAUUCUAGGAUACUAGAGAAGUACGUCCUAGAGGUGAGAGAGGAGAGAAGAAGUGGUUCUCACUUGGCAGCUGGAGAAGAGUCGUCACGUAUUCAUAGAAGAGCAGAUUGCCUUCUGACGAAGGCGAGGAACUCUGAAUUUUUAGACUACUCAAGCGACUCAUCGGAUAGGUCGAGAUUGAGCACUGGCGUGGGAGUUGAGGCAGUGUCGACUAGUUUCGACAAGAAGUUCAGAAUUUUCUCAGAACCUCCAAGAGACUCACGAGAUAGCGACAGUGAUGUUGAAGAAAUUACAUUAGAAGAGUUCAAACCUGUACAAAGACGGCCAAAGCCGCAAACCACAGGGCGCCUCGGCAUCAGGGUCCCGGGUGCAGGGGAUGAUCAUUGUGACAGCACGUCCUCAAGGUUCGCUGCGUCUCUCAGUACUGAAGACCAUUACGUCUUGGACAAGGAAGCAAAUGUAGGCAGCUCAAAGGCUUCCUUCCAGGAGGUACAUGAUAUUUCCGUGAUAGAUAGUGAUCCACCUAGGGAGCUAGCAGCAGUUCGGGGACCCACGAGUAGUAAAUGUAGAAAAGAAGUUUCGCUGAAGGUUUUGACGGACAUCUCUCACAAUAGCAAAUCGGUGAACAGGAACGUGACGGGACAGAACCGUCUGUGUAGAAAGCUUGCUACAAAGCCAUGGGAGGAUGCCAAGCAGAAAGCAGUUGUAUUUGACAGUGACGAUGACCUGCGAGAGAUAUCGGUAUGUGAAUUUCAACAAAGCAGCUUUCCGAGGAAAGCACGAUCUACUGUUUUUUAUGGGAAAGAGAAUGUCUCUGUCAACUAAUGAGCCCACUGCCUGAGAAGCGUGAAGUCUUCGUUUCUUUCAGCUUCCAUACAUUGAAAGUUUUCACAAGAAGAAGAUUGGGAGUCAUUUGCCUUUCAUCUGCCUUGCAGGCACUUGAGUUCGCACACGCAGACAUUGCGGACUAGGACACUUCCACCAUCAAAGCUCCACACUAUGUGGGAUAGUUAUAGUUCAUCGCUGUUGAGAAAGUAGCUAUAUCAUGUAUUCUAUGAUUUAUUGCAGGGAUUACUCAAGUCGAGAAGACCCCGCGUAGUAUAAGUUAUUGGCAGAAAUCAACCACAAGUCAUUCAGCAUAAUGCUGUUGCGUGGUCAUUGUAAGCCACUACGGCUGCCGGUCUAUAACAGCUGGGCAUGUGGUAGCUAGAUUCAGAGUGCCCACUAUUCUUUGCAUUGGUCUGCGAGUUAUGAAUGCAUAUCAGCUCGCAGCAUGUACAUCAUUGAUUGUAAAUAAAAUGACAGCAUUGAGCUGUGUGGGAGGAUUCCUCACAUUUCAGAAUUUUGGCCUUCGAGAGGACUGAAAGCUUCCGUGAGGCUUUGUUAGUGGUGAACACGACCUAGUAUUUAGAGUGCCAUUUUGUACCUGGGGAGUUGGUGAGUACGCUGGGUGGAUUGUGGGCUGUCACGAUCUUAGGAGCUUGGAAAGGUUGUUACGGUAAAGCUUUCUAAAUAGGAUGGCGGGUGGAAAGCUCGAAGAGGAGGUCUGAGUUUUGGAGGUCAGAUUCGAGGAAGGUUCUGUGUGGAGGAAAAUUGGUGAUUCGCGCUCUUACUCUUGAUCAAGAUUUUGUAUUCGGCUUGACGGCUAAGGGACCAUCCUUCUUCCGUCCUUUAGAGAGUAACGCAUGUCAGUGGCUGAAAUUUGUGAAAGUUCCCGUGUACCACUUUCCUUGUCUGUGGGGCGAACUUAGCAGCAUCUAAUGCAAACUUGGUCCUUGAACUGGGCAGGUCGUUGUGAUAUUCUAAGUACAGCGCUUUCGACAGCAAAGCUAAUGAAACUUAUGAGAUGGAGAAAAUUGAUAAAUCGAUGAAGACGAGGAUAACUCCAACAUGUCAGGUUGGUUGCUGAUGGUCGCAGCAUCUCCCCCAAGCUAUAUGAACGGUAAAGUUUACUAAGCUUAUGCGUCGUGAGCAAUCCGAGCAUUGCAGUUGGUCAUCCUGCAUAGUAAUGAAUUUCACCACCUGCCCUGGAUUUUUUAUCAGCUUUCUCUCAUCUCAGCCCAUGCAAUGAUAUCUGAUCGAGGGAGCAUCAUAUGAACCCCGAAAGUCCACGCCAGUGUUCGCGCUGUCGUUACUAUUCAAGCGGCACUGUUUACCUGUAGAUGGUGUUGACUGUCUGUAGAUGGUGCAAGAAUAGUCGCCAUGGUUAUUACAGAAAGUCAACCCGAAAGCAGCCCGUUAUGAAACCAAUAAAAUAUCUUGGAACUGUUCCCCUUCUCCUCUGUAUUACUUCAAGAUUAGAAAGUUCACUCCACGAAACUCACACGGAUGAGCACCUCCAGGUUUCACCAACCAAGACCUCAAUCAGCACCGUAUCUGCAAUGAAACACACAACAUCCCACUGACUAGUUCUCUACAGUGGCAACGGUGAUUUAUGAUCAGUCUCGUUAGUAGCUUUCUUAACUGUCUUCCCACACAAUGAGGAGCAGGAAAUUUGCUGUCGAGGCAAAGUUGUUUCACGUGCUUAUUGGAUGCCAGACUAAAUCAUUACCUCCAGAUCAAGCACAGAAGCCCGCUUGAAUGUCCUUGUCAGAAAUGUGAAGAAAACGAAUGGAUUAGUAAACUCAAAACUCAGUCAGUUAACAGCAUGAAAAGUGACCUAUAUGGUGGUUCCCAGCUUUAGGGAUUCCAUUGAGAAGACUUGAUUGUAACCGCUUGGUUUCUCAAGUCGGAGUGAGUUGACCUCCACGCAGUUCGUUACCACGAUCCAUAGCAUCGAACAUUGGACCCGACGGAGCAAGUCUUUAGGUGAUGGGUCAAAUCUAAUUCGAAGAGGGAGACAUGUAAAUCAUUUCAUGCCGUAAUGGACCUGGAUUUGGGAGUGGAGGUGUAGCGACAGUUCUACCUCUGGGCGUGGCCUCGGGUUUGUCAGGAGGAAACUGCAGUAGUGUUCUCAUUGCGUCACAGAAGAUUCAGGACCCGGGUUAUGAGCAUGAGCCUUACCAUGUUUGGCCUAUUUUCCAAAAGCGGAGAGAAGUUGACUUGGUGCACAUGAUUGCCCACAGAGCAAUAACGAACUGUUGAGGAAUGUGGGUGUUGGACUGAUGUGACCGCCAAGGCUAGCUCAUAGGUCAAUAUUUUGUUCACUGUCGUUAUUCUACGCCGUGAAGGCGUCCGUCAUUGUUCAUCAAUCGACGCCGUCGCCAUUCAAUUUCGUUCAUCAACUAAUUGCCUUGCAUUCCACCCGCAAAUUGUUCAGGUUUGACUCCUGGAGAUUCCACAUCAUCGAAAUGCUGGCAGAACCCAACAGGCCUGCGGGAUUAGUGAUCAAUCUCCACUCGCAGAUCACUGACGCGAUUCAUUUACGGAUUGUUUACACAUCCCCAGACGCUAUGCUCUUGACCGCCUUCGGCAUGGCUCUCUGUUGGGGUCUACAUUGGUUCGAGGUGACAUACCCAUGCGUCGUGCACUUUCUUCUGUAUCAGUAUCAUCUCCUCGCCCAUCUCCAGAGGUGGACUUCCACACAUGGAGCUGCUGGCUACAUGCAACCAGGCUCGACGUCAGAAGACUUUUCACUCCCACGAGUUACGGAGAGUCUCUCGCUCAGUUGGAAAGAAGGUCGACUUGGUCUCGUUCACCGCAAGAAGGCACAUCGAUUUUUGAACACUUCCUUUGGAUCCUUCAAAGGAAAUCAAGACGUCAACUUCCGGAACAUACUGACGUCUCAGUCUCACGAAUGGGGCAGCUCAGAUAUGGGCGAGGUUGGCAAACAGCUCACAGUGGUGGAUUAGAGAUUGGGGGAUGUUUCAUCGCACUGGCACCCUGGUUACAUUCUCGUAGUAGAGAGAUUGUCAGCUGCGACCGAAGGUGAGCAAAAUCGGUAUCGUAUUCGUAUGGACUGCUUACAACCUCCGUCGUUACAUUUGUAAUCGGUGUAAGUCGCGACCGUCGAGCAGUCUCAGAGAAGAUUUCAUAGACUCCAGUUGUAUUUGGCUAUGAAGAUCAAUAUCUUUAACGGCAAAGAUGGGAGAUAAUAAGCUGGAAACAUAAGAUGGAAAGAAUGGGACUGGGAGAAACGAUCGAAAGGAACAGCUGUAAACAAAAGCAACUGCCUCAAACAAUCAUCACUUAUUUCCUUACCUGAUUAAGCAGUAGGGAGAAG
This is a messenger RNA of Marchantia polymorpha subsp. ruderalis, 6141 nucleotides long. The record is from the annotation of a GenBank genome assembly. NCBI's taxonomy places the organism in Eukaryota, Viridiplantae, Streptophyta, Marchantiopsida, Marchantiales, Marchantiaceae.